This is a messenger RNA of Tupaia belangeri chinensis (Chinese tree shrew), 333 nucleotides long. Its product is annotated as prothymosin alpha. The transcript has a single exon. The record is from RefSeq and is a predicted model, not a curated record. Lineage: Eukaryota; Metazoa; Chordata; Mammalia; Scandentia; Tupaiidae. Gene Ontology annotation, molecular function: histone binding. Gene Ontology annotation, cellular component: nucleus. The coding region runs from base 1 to 333 and encodes 110 amino acids. Gene Ontology annotation, biological process: positive regulation of transcription by RNA polymerase II; negative regulation of apoptotic process.
AUGUCAGACACAGCUGUGGACACUAGCUCCGAGAUUAUUACCAAGGACUUAAAGGAGAAGAAGGAAGUUAUGGAGGAGGCGGAGAAUGGACGAGAUGUCCCCACAAAUGGGAAUGCUAAUGAGGAAAAUGGUAAGCAGGAAGCUGAUUAUGAGAUCGACAAAGAAGAGGAAGAAGGUGGGAAGGAGGAGGAAGAGGAGGAAGAAGGCAACAGUGAAGAAGAUGAUGGAGAUGAAGAUGAGGAGGCUGAGGCAGCUACGGGCAAAUGGGCAGCUGAGGAUGACAAGGAUGACCAGGUUGAUGCCAAAAAGCAGAAGACCAAUGAGGAUGACUAG